AGGCGCGGGCGCGCCUGCCGGCGUGAUUCCUCUGCGGCUGUGGUAGCAGCCGGGAGCCUUCGGGAUGAGCUCUGCGGAGGCCGACCGCUGGGCGUGGCUGCUGGUGCUCAGUUUUGUGUUUGGGUGCAACGUCCUUAGGAUCCUCCUCCCAUCCUUCUCCUCCUUGAUGUCCAGGGUGUUGCAGAAGGAUGCAGAGCAGGAGUCACAGAUGAGAGCAGAGAUCCAGGAUAUGAAGCAAGAGCUCUCCACAGUCAAUAUGAUGGAUGAGUUUGCCAGAUAUGCCAGGCUGGAAAGGAAGAUUAACAAGAUGACGGAUAAGCUCAAAACUCAUGUGAAAGCACGGACAGCUCAGUUAGCCAAGAUAAAAUGGGUUAUCAAUGUUGCUUUCUACAUAUUGCAAGCUGCUUUGAUGAUCUCACUCAUUUGGAAGUACUAUUCUGUCCCUGUAGCUGUUGUGCCAAGUAAAUGGAUAACCCCACUAGACCGCCUGGUGGCCUUUCCUACUAGAGUAGCAGGUGGUGUUGGAAUUACCUGUUGGAUUUUAGUCUGUAACAAAGUUGUGGCCAUUGUGCUUCAUCCUUUCAGCUGAAAAGGAAGAUAAAUGUGGCAGUGAGACAUUUGAAAAAUGGAUUUUCUUUUAUAUUAGGUUAAAAAUCUUAUUUAUCCUUUUUGCUGUUGAAUAUGUUUGUUCUUAGACUUCAUGUGAGAUCCUUGUAAGAAUUAAGAUUUUUCUGCACUUGUCUUUGGGCCAGAAAAGUCCGUUUAUGACACAUGUAACUUUUAUUUUCCCCACAAAAAUGUACAUGUUUCCUGCUUUCUUGUGGACCUGAGCCGGAAUGCCGAGGAUGUUGGGGGUUUCCUCCAUGACUCUGACUAGCAGGUUGUCAAUAUAGUCUCCCAGCUCAUGGACCUGAAAUUCCUUCUGACUUAUGUUUCCUUCUGUUUGAGGACCAUCUGGAUCAGCUCAUCAGAGGUCAGCUGUGCUUAAGCAAAGGCAGGGUCCUCGGAGGGGUCCUAUUUCUUUUUUUUAGAGACAGAGUCUCACUU
Messenger RNA from Otolemur garnettii (small-eared galago), 1047 nucleotides. RefSeq names its product tryptophan rich basic protein (gene GET1). The record is from RefSeq and is a predicted model, not a curated record. The coding region runs from base 65 to 589 and encodes 174 amino acids. The transcript has 5 exons. Lineage: Eukaryota; Metazoa; Chordata; Mammalia; Primates; Galagidae. Gene Ontology annotation, biological process: tail-anchored membrane protein insertion into ER membrane.